AAUUUUAAUUAAGAGAUUAUUAAAAUUAAAAAAUUAAUAGAAAAACUAAACAAAGACUUGAUAAAAUGAAAUUAGAACCCGCAAAUGGGAAUCCAGUAAUGCCUCCAUUAAAGUUAGCAUCUGUGUUGUCGAAGGUGGAGCCACAACAGCCACAACAGCAGCAGACAAAAGAAGAUAGUGAAAUGAUGAUGCAAGAAGAAGAAUAUGAAAAUUAUGCUGAUGAUGAUGAAGACGAGGGUUCUGGACAUGAUGAGGUUUUGGCCGGGCUAUUAAAGGAAGCUAAACAAAUUGAUAAAUUAGAUAACACUGAAAUCGGGGAAAAUGAGGAAGAAAUCAUGCAAGGUGGUAAAAAGAAAGGAACUCGUAAAAAACGCUCAAUCAAUUGGGAAGAAGCUGAACGGAGCUUAUUGGUCGAGGUUAUAAAACCGAGGGUGGAUUUGGUCGAAAAUCGUGCCGUGGACGCUAAAAGUAUUAAAUCAAAACGUUUAGCCUGGAUACAAAUUUCUAAACAAUUUAAUUCCUUGAAUUUUCGUCAACGCUCUUUGGAACAAAUACAAGUACAAUGGCGGAGCAUGAAAAAUGCUGCUAAAAAAGAAUAUCAACAAAAGAAUCCGAAGUCCUCAUGCGCCUUAGAAGGCUUACAGAUGUUAGAGUUUAUGGAGGAAAUGCAAAAGGAACCGGUUGGCUCAACACGCAGUCAAACGCGUAACUUGGGAGUGCAAAACAAAAAAGAGCCAAUGGAUAUAGACGAGGAGGAUACCCCUUUGGCUGCUUUGCCUACUACUUCAUUGAGUAAUAGCAACAGUGAAGAUACUUUGCCUUCGUCGACAUUAGCUUUACCAUCACCGCCCAAUUCAGCUGAAUCUCAGUUAGCCGAAUUUCAGCAACAAGAAGAUUCCGCACGACCCAAAAAGAAGAAAGUUGCGCCUAAAACAAAGCCUAAUAAUUUAACUGCCGCGAAAGCACAAACGCAAGUCAAUCACAAUGCAACUUUGCCGGAUAAUACAAUUUCUGGAGCCGGUUUUAAAGUAAAACGGCAAAAAAGUCAGAAUUCAUCAAACAGUGAAUCAAAUAACACAAACAUUUCCUUGAACGCUAACGCAAUAAAUCCAACAUCGUCCAGCAGUUCUGCUGAUAUCAAACCCUCCGCUACUUUAACUCUUAGUUCUAUGACUACCCCGCCUCCCUCUCCACCCGUACCUAACGAUGAUACGAAAUACAAAAAACAAUUAUUCGAUUUAAUAAAACGUGUACGUCUUGCCGAAAUGGAUUGCACACGCAAAGAACAUGAACAGAAAUUACGUUUUGAACAGCAGGAGCAGGAACUCAAGCUACGCCAAAUGUGUGAAUUACACGAACAGCGUAUGCGUUUUGCCUUAAUCGAACAUGAGGCCCGAAUGCGUGCCUAUGCUUUUGCCUCCAACGAAGAGAAGCCGAAUGUAACGAAAUGAGCCACCACAAUACAAGAACAAUAAUAAUAACAGAAUAUUUAGGAGUAUUGAACAUAUAGUAUAAAUUUUCCUUUUUUUUUUUUUAUUUUUUUUUGAGAACGUGAAGUAUUAUUAGUGUCCAGACACCAUACACAUAUAAUUAGACAUGAAAAAAGACGCCAAUUAUCAGCUACUAAAUAGCAUGUGGAAGACAUAAGCAUACCUACAUUUACUUAUAGGUAAAAAAAUAUAUCCUUCAUUUUUUACAGGUUGUAACCUUUCUUUUUUUAUGCAUUUAAUUUGUUUCGAGUUUGUUUUUCCCGGUUUUAUCGAUGUCAUCGUAUAUAAAUCAAAUUCUAGUUUAAAUUUUCAUAAAGUUUUUAUCAACGAGUAUUAGAUAGCUUAAGUUAAAUCUAUUGUGUUUUCCAAUAUGAUUUUCCUAAUUUUUAUAAAUUUAACUAUAC
Messenger RNA from Glossina fuscipes, 1894 nucleotides. RefSeq names its product J domain-containing protein DDB_G0295729. The record is from RefSeq and is a predicted model, not a curated record. The transcript is spliced from 3 exons. Bases 66 to 1451 code for a protein of 461 amino acids. NCBI's taxonomy places the organism in Eukaryota, Metazoa, Arthropoda, Insecta, Diptera, Glossinidae.